ACAAGUCGAAUAACUCGUGUCGAGAGAGUCAGACACAAAACAAAGUUGCUGCUGCCCUUCGAUUGAAAUACCCAGUUCAAUCCCUUUUUUGCGCUAAGAAAACCGGGAAUCUUUUCGUGAGUCGCACGAGGUUGAUUCUUUCUUAGUUGCGUCCCGGUCAACAAGUUAAGCAGCCGCAAGCUCGUCUCGCUGUCCGGCUCGAGUGCUCUUUCAAUUUGACAAAACAAACGAGGACAAGAAUUGACUAAUUAAUUCCCGCAAAAAAACAGGACGAUUCACGCCUUGAAAUCGAAAUCACGGUCGACUAAAUUGCGCCUUUCAAACGCGCUCUCUCUCUGUGUGUGUGUGUGUGUGCGUGUUUUUAUUUUCUGCUCGUUUGAAAACCUCUCUGCUGAAUCGUCUAAAGUGUCCUUCGCCUUGGCUCGUUCGUGCGUGCAAAAGCACUCCCGCUGUUUUUAAACGGCUCUUUGGUGUUGGCAAUAUUUGCCUGCGAGGCCUUCAUCGCAGACAGAGAAAAAGAGAGAGGCCAUGGCGGAAUAAAUAAAACCGUGAGUUCAAAUGGACAACCGGCUUCCCGAUUUCGCCGACUCUCUAUUUUCGUUUUAAAACUAUAGAUACUAUAUUGAGAUACUGUACAAUAUCCUCGACGUUUCGUGAGUGACUGAAAGUGACGCGUUUUCUUCGAAAAAAUAAGAAGAGAAUAUCGUAAAAAAACCAUUGCCAUAUCUCUUUUUAUUGCCUUUUUCCUCGGCAAUCUGCUACGGCCAUCAGCGCACACGACGCGCUAUACAGUAAGAACAGAAAGAAAGAAAAAGAGGAAAUCAAAAAGAAAACGGGAAUGGAUCACGAAAAAGAUGGUGGCGUGCCCUUGCUCGGACAUUUCGGUCGCAGCUUAUCAAACUUGUUCACGCGCUGUGCCACUCCCGGUCAAGUGAUUGUUCUUUCCAUCGAUGACAUCACUAACGGACUCGGAGACGAAGUUGAAUAUCUCCUGGAUGGCAACAAAAGAGGAGGCCCCGUCGCCAUGCUGAAAUGGGCAAAGGGCUCGAAAAACGGCGGCCAAAGCAGUUCAACAGGCCAUCAUUCGGCUACGUCGGCAGCCCGUGUUAGUCUGGCCGAUUUGCGACGCGCAUCCGCCAAGCUCCUCCGACGCAAAGAUUCCAGCUCUACGAACAAAUCGAAGAACAGUCCGACGAGUGCGACUAGCGAUUCUUGCGCUCACCACAUCAAAACGGGGACGACAGCAUCUUCAGACGGGGGUGGCUCACCGCCACCUCCUUUGGUGCCUCCGCGCGGUUCCAGCGCCGCUUCGUGUCACGGUCUUCCCACUUACGGCCAUUCCAGCGGAUCUGUGAUUAGUGGAACAGCUACGCCGGGGUCGGUUAGGUCUUCCAGUCAGAAGGGCGGCGUGAUUAAACAGGCCACCGUCAGGAGAAUGUCGACAUUGCGACAAGCGCGUUCCGUUUCUCCUAUCAAGGACAGAGGCCAACAUAAGCGACCUGAUUCUUCAUCUUCGUCGUGUACGACAAACUCCUCGUGUUCGCCAUCGACAGCGAAUCGACGGGCGAGAAGGAAACCGGUUGCUAUCGAGACGGCCGAUAAUGGCAGCAGUCUCUACAUGCAAUUGGAUAAGAUCCCAGUUGCUGUUCAGCAAACGGCUGGCUCUUCUUCGCUGUCCGGCUCGGCCUACAUGUCGGCUGCUGCGGCCAAUCUGAAGCGGAAAGCGCUGGAAGACAUCAGUAAUCAGGCGUACAGGAAUAUUAUCCAUAGUCUCCAAGACGAACUGGCUCAAAUGUCAGACGCUGAAGCCGAGGCAGCACGAUCCGCUUCUGCGGACGAAACGCGGACGUUGGCGGAAGCGACGCUCCUUCCCAUGAACCGAAUGGAAAUCAUUCGCAGUUCGGCCAUGCGCCAUCAUUCCAAAAAGGAUAGUAUCGCAAUUGAUCAAGUCACCAAAAAUGGCGCGGCUUCUCCUUGCCCGUCAGUCAAACACCCUCAGCAACAGGCAGUGCCUUUAAAGAAACUGGACGGUGUAGUGGCCUCGUUUACUAAUCAGCCACCCGCAUCCAAUGAUUUACACCGACCUCGGCCAGUUCGCCAUCCACCAUCGCCCACCGUCAACGUAUCGGACGAUAACUUGAUGGAUCUUUCCAGCUUGGCUUUGGCCUGCAGCCGGAACGGUCUGCCAUCAACACCGACGCCGUCCGGAUCGGCCUGUCAUCCGUUCAAUGGAACGUCGUCACCUCUCAAGAAAUCAGCAGCGUGCGGGCCGCACAAUUCCAGCGGCCAGCAUCUACACCAAUAUGGCGCAAGUCGUUCGCUUGCCAGUCACGGACUGUCCGUUAGCAACGCCACUCGAUGCCAAGAGUCUUCCAUUCAGAACAAGAAAAACCGGCCAAACAAGCAAGUGACAUUUCAGACCGAAGCGAGACUAAUUGGCGAAUCAAUCACUCUGCCCGUCGUCUUUGAAUCGAACCGCGAAAAUGGCCAAACAGACGGGAUGAAAUCUGGCCGGGGAAGCGGGUCGUUGGAGAUGCCGGGCUUCGUCAACGUGCCGUGCAGUCGGCGAGGCUUUUGCCUGGAAUUGGUUUCGGCCAACGAUUUGCCGGAAGUCGGUAAAUUGAAUGAAUCUUGUAGUUCUAACAGCGACCAGCCGACGACGGACGAAGUGGAUCACGUGAAGCGCGUCGUAUCCCCAGACGGCGGUUACGAUUGGCAACCGUCUUACGUGAAUUUAGAGGACACGGAAAUAGCUCCCGUCCUGUUGGCUUCGUCGCGAUCAGCCGAUGAUUCCAGUGAUUUUUGGAAGCCCAGAUCCGUUGCUUCCGGUGGGCGACAACAGCAGAAACAGCAACUGGCCGAACAGCUCCAGCCGGUCUACGACGCACCAAACAACAACAACAGCAAAUCCAUCGACGUGGAUAAUCCACUGCUGUUGGAAUUCCCUGGUUUCCGUUACGCCAUGAUGCAACUACCUGGCAAUAACGCGCUGAUGGAGCGUCGUUCCAUUUCCAACGGUAGUUCCGGCAGCGAUACUCAGGAUUCCGGUGUGGCGGAAAUGGCCCAGGCUCUGUCACUGAGUCGGGCGGCCAGUGCUAGUCCUCAGUUGGCAGCUAGUAGACAAAGUUUGGCCGAGGAUAUGUUAUUACCUGUCCAGCCUUUUGUGUACAACACGUUGCCACGGACGGAUAACAAGCGCAGUCUUUACUAUAAUUGCUGGUCGAACCAGUCACAAUUGCAGCAACAGCAAUCAAGCAACAGGACCCAACAGCAAUCGAUGCCACUGCCAUCUUGUCCUUCCAGCGUGUACUCGACGACAGAUCCGCACUUCCUCUCCGGUUUGGCUUCUCCUUACUUCAGCCGGAGAAUGCCGGAAGACAAAAGCAAAGCGUCUUCGUCUUCAUCUUCGACGCUGAUGGCUAACAUAGAUCAGCAGGAUUCAUCGUGGUCUUCCGAUCAUUUGUAUUGUAAUAUGGCGUCUGUGGAUCCGUUGCCAUCGCUUCCGCCACGCAUCUCUCGUCGAUGCCAUUCGCUUCUUGCGCUGGCGUCGACCAAAACGACCGCAGCGGAAGGAGCAGCCGAGGAUGCUGACUACGAAAAUCUUAACAUGCCAUCGCAGCCUGGACAGCCGAUCAUGGCGUUCAAAGCCAGGCUGAACGUAUCGCACAGCCGAAGCCGCAGUCUACGACAUUCCGGUGAUUUUACCAGCCCUUUCGGCUGGAUCAUUCCACCGUUUCAGCAGCAACAGAACUCUCAAACUAAAGAACAAGGGAAAAGAAGGGAAUCGAUAGAAGAGAACUGCAUAGACGAAAUGGAUGGAAGAAUGAAAGACGAUCAAAAAGGAAUGCGUAAAUCAGCCCAUUCUCGGCCCGUCUCUUCACGCAGACAACAAUUGUUGCACGAAAGGGCUCAUCGUUUGGAAUUGAUGCUGAACGACGCCUCGGUCAAUGAUUGUUCGGAGCUGUACGAACCAUCUGAUUGGUCUAUGGAAGCCAUGCUCUCCGACACCGUACGUGAUAUGGAUAACCUCUCCUUUAUGGACGGCCCAACCGGCCAACAACCGGGCAGCAGCAACCACUGCCAGCAUUGUUGCUGCAGUUCCGUCCGACGGCCACUUCCGCCUCCCAUGAAUAGAUGUCACUGUCAAACGGACCAUCCAGGCCAUUCUCCUUCUUCUUCGUCGAGCGUGUCAUCCGCCGCAUCUUGCCAUUGCAACCGGAAGAAGAAAUCCGUCGGAGCGCAUAAACGGGAAGCGUCUCGAGUACGCGAAAACGCUGCCACUCAGACGGAAUUACAAACCAACGGAAUGACCUCAGGAUCGAGGCUGGCCGGCAGGGCGACAGCAGCCGAGAAUCCUCUUUAUAUGGCUUAUAGCGAUUUGACUAAAAUCAAUUGCGACGUCCUCGAUCGUUCCGCUAAAACAGCCGGAACUGUUGCCGGUCAAGGGCAAUCGGUCGGUGAUGACUACGCGUCCGAUAGCUGUGAAACUUGGAACUCACACAAGGCUCUUUAUGCACGACUACAAGCGGCCAAACAGAGCCGUGAAGUGACUACGCUGAUGGAGACGACGCCGGUGAAGAAACGAAGCAAGGGACUCCGUGUCCAUGGCAACAAGCCCUUGUCGACACCCUCUGGUAGCCGGAUAUGGCGUCACGACGGACAGAGCGUCUCGACGCCGCAGAAGAAUCGUAAAAGUGGCAGCAGGGGGCGUCACAAUCGUCGACGCGGAUGCUCCACUGCCAAUACGACGGCUAAUUCCACCAGCAAAAUGGACAGGACGGCCAUGAGUGUUCGAAGCACAUACAGCUCGAAAAGCUCUAAUACCUUACGACGUCGCAAGAGCUCACGAAAACCUAAAGCUGCCGACGUUUUGCACGGCAAAGGACAAUUACAAUUGGCGAUUUACCUCAAUUCCGGUCUAUUGACAAUUCACAUUCAAUCAGCUCGAUACCUGAAGAAUCCCAAUAGCGGUCGAGCGUGCAAUUCAUACGUCAAGGUGUCACUGAUCCCCGACAGUCCAGAGCAAACGUUUUGCCGGACGACACUCGUCAAGAACGACAACAAUCCUUGGUACGACCAGAAGUUCUCGUUCGAAUUCCUUUCGGCUGACCUUUACAAGAGGCUCUUCAUCUCCGUCUGGGACCGGGAUCCGAAAAAAAAGUAA
Molecule: messenger RNA, 5164 nt
Organism: Daphnia magna
Lineage: Eukaryota; Metazoa; Arthropoda; Branchiopoda; Diplostraca; Daphniidae
Biological process (GO): calcium ion-regulated exocytosis of neurotransmitter; positive regulation of synaptic transmission; regulation of synaptic plasticity
Cellular component (GO): presynaptic membrane; cytoskeleton of presynaptic active zone
Molecular function (GO): small GTPase binding; transmembrane transporter binding
Source: RefSeq, a predicted model, not a curated record